UCUUCGUUGCACACACAAUUCACACUUUAUAACUUGCACUGCCAGCUACCUAGCCACACAGUUCCAUCAUCUUCUGUUUAAGUUUAUCAGUGAUUAUGGCUGAGGAGAAUCAGAACAAGAGCCAUGAGUACGACACUACUACUGAGGUUGAGAUUCAAGACCGUGGAGUUUUCGAUUUCCUGGGGAAGAAAAAGGAAGAAGAGAAGCCUCAGGAGGAGGUGAUCGUCACCGAGUUUGACAAGGUUAAGGUUUCUGAUGAAACCGAGGGAGAGAAGAAGCACAGCCUCUUAGAGAAACUUCACCGAUCCAGCAGUAGCUCCAGCUCUUCGAGUGAUGAGGAGGAUGAAGGAGAAGGUGGGGACAAGAAGAAGAAGAAAAAGGAAAAGAAAGGGCUGAAGGAGAAGAUUCAGGAAAAGAUAGGAUGUGAUCACAAGGAAGAGAAGGAGGAGGAGAAGGAGGACACGGCGGUUCCAGUUGAGAAAGUGGAGGUUGAUCCGGCACACCUAGAGGAAAAGAAAGGUUUCCUCGACAAGAUUAAGGACAAAUUGCCAGGUCAGCACAAGAAGAUAGAGGAGGUGCCCCCGACAUCAUCAGAGUAUGAUGCUGGCCACACUCAUGAAGUGGAGGCCAAGGAGAAGAAGGGUCUUUUAGAGAAGAUCAAGGAGAAGCUUCCUGGUUAUCACCCCAAGCCAAAUGAAGAGAAAGAAAAGGAAAGCGGUGCUCAUUGAGAUUGAGACCCUGUUUUGUUCACAAUUAAGGAUGAUUGUGGUGUGUUUUGUUUAAUUUCAUCAUGGGCUUAUUGUAUUGUUGGUGUAUCUGUCUAUAUUUCCUCUUUUUCAUAUGUUGUUUGAACUUUGAAGCAUUGUUUUUAAAAAGUAUUGAAAAAAAAGGAAUGGAAUU
Molecule: messenger RNA, 900 nt
Organism: Gastrolobium bilobum
Lineage: Eukaryota; Viridiplantae; Streptophyta; Magnoliopsida; Fabales; Fabaceae
Product: phosphoprotein ECPP44-like
Exons: 2
Coding region: 96-728 (210 amino acids)
Biological process (GO): response to water
Cellular component (GO): membrane
Source: RefSeq, a predicted model, not a curated record